This is a messenger RNA of Drosophila mauritiana, 6615 nucleotides long. It is a transcript of the gene PAPLA1, whose product is annotated as nascent polypeptide-associated complex subunit alpha, muscle-specific form. The coding region runs from base 185 to 6244 and encodes 2019 amino acids. NCBI's taxonomy places the organism in Eukaryota, Metazoa, Arthropoda, Insecta, Diptera, Drosophilidae. Gene Ontology annotation, cellular component: COPII-coated ER to Golgi transport vesicle. Gene Ontology annotation, molecular function: metal ion binding. The transcript is spliced from 7 exons. The record is from RefSeq and is a predicted model, not a curated record.
AAUGGCCAAAGCGCGAAAAGAAGCAGAAAGUUGCCUGCCUGGAAGUUUUCUCGGGUUUAACGCUUUAAAUCCGUCGUGAGUGUCAAUAUCCUGUGAUUAAAAAUAAUUCCUGAGGCAACUGUGCACUUGGCACACAUCUUCAUAUCGAGUUAGCCCAAUUUAAAGCUCCAGAUCCGCCGCUAACAUGUCGGAAAGAUCGAAAGGUGACGUGUCCGCUCGCGUAAACAACAACGCAAACCCGACGCGUGUCGUUAAAAAUCCGCUUCUGAGCGCCUCCGUGACCGGCCUGAGUUUCGACGACUUCCCCAACAAGCCGCAGCUCCUGCCAGCCGCCCCGCCCGUGGUCCAUGCCACGCCCCCAGCGGCGCCCGUCCUUAUCGCUGGCAUCUUGAAUCGCGAACCGAAAUCAUUGGUCACCGUUGGUCAGCCAACGGGCAUUGACGAUAGCGAAGCGCUCGACGAGAUUAACUUGAAUACCAGCAGCGAGGAUUCCGUUGGCGCAGGUGGAUCGAGUCCAUAUCAAGGCGCAGGCGAUCCAAACGCCAAUCCUCUGUUGGAACCACCAACGGAAGCUGGAAGCGAUUCGUUGCUGAGUCAGGCAGCCUCCUCCUUUACUGCCCUGCCUGCGGUGGCCUCCAAUGUGUUUUCCACCUUCUCGAAGCGGAUCUACGCCGGCAGCAGGGAAACCUCGGAGGAGCCCAAACUAGACAUACAGCCCUCUUACAUUCAGCAGGCCAGCUACGUUCAGCCAGUUGCUCCGGUGCCAGCUCCAUUUUAUGCAGCUCCACCAGCGGCCGCAAAUGAAGUGGUUGCCCCCGAACCACCCAAGUUUUACGCACCUACUGAGGUUCCGCCACCGAACGUAGGAGUCCCUGCACCGCCGCCUACAUCGGGAAAUCCAAACACAUACCGAUUCACCGCCAGGAAGAAGCUAUACGCUCCCAUUCCUGGAUUCUCCGAGCAGUCCGGACAACCUGCACAGGCACAGGUUCCUCAGGCUCCCCAAGCGGCUCCAUCAUUCCAGACGCCACCAUAUCCACCACAACCAAUAUACGCAGCCAAUCCUGCUCCCUUUGACAUAUCAGCGCAGCCAGCUUCAAUUCCCGCAGAGGAACGCAAAUCCGGUGGAGGACUCUUCUCUUUGACCAGUCUCGUGCCCACAGGAGUCCUUCAAAAUAUCACAGGACUUGUUCAAUCAGCCACUGGGCGAAGCAGUGAACCAGAACACACUAAUGUCCAGCAAACAGGAGGCUACCUAGACAUUACUACAGCAACAGCACCACCUCCAUCGACGAACUUAUUUGGUGGACCAAAUUCAACCCUUCCGCCGGGAGGUAAUUAUUUCGUACCGGGAGCACCUACAUCUUUACCCUCAACAGAGGUAGUAGUUCCACCUUCGGUCGGAAACUUUUUCGCGCCGCCAGCUCCAUUGCCUGUAGCACAAGCAGCUGCUCCACCAGCUGUAGGAGCCUUCUUCACAUCUGCUGUUCCAAGUGUUACGCCUUCAUUUUUUACUCCAGGACCAGUUCCACAUGUUGCACCGCAGCCUGUUCAGUCAACAACUGUUAACCAAUCUGCAUUGCCACCAAGCCAUCCUCCGGACGCAUCUGCAGUAGGAGAACUCUUUGUUCCUUCACCAACGACAAUCGCCCAAGGAAUUCCACCGGCAGUUCCAUUUGUUGACACACAAGCUGUUCCAACAAUACCUUUAACAGUACCACCAGGCAAUCCUCCUCCAACAUCGGCACUAGGAGGAUUCUUUACCACAGGUGAAGUUGCACCUGUUGUUGGGCCAUUUGCAACACAAGCGACACCAGCAACACAAUCUGCAGGAUUCUUUAAUCCAGGAGAAGUUCGUCCUAAUGUCCCAUUAACCGAACCAGUUCCAACCAUACCGAUUACAUCAUCAGGUGGGCCACCUCCAGGAGUAUUUCCACCAGCAGCCGCUCAGCCUGGUGUCCCAACUCCUUCAAAUCCGAAUCCCUUGCCAGGACCAGCUGCACCACCGCCAGCCGCUGGGCAAGCUUCAUAUCGUCUCCAGAAGGGAACUCGUCUUUACAAGAGUCCAUUGACGCCUCAGGAAACCGCAACAUCUUCGGGAUUCGCCGCUCCUCUGCCCCCCACAUCUGUAACUCCAGCAAUUUUUAAUCCAUUCGGAGCUUCUGCACCAGGAUCAUUAGGGCAUCUAGAGGGUCAAUCCAGCCAAGGAGUUCCUUUCUUUACGCCGUCAGUGCACAAUCCAACAGGACAAGUAGCAGCUCCAACUGUUGCUGUUCCACAAGCAGCACCUAUUGCCCCUCCACCAGCGACCUCAAAUACAAGUGUUGCUCCUCCGCUAACAGCAUCUGUAGCCAAUCCUCCUCCAACAGCUGGCUUUGCCAGUGUACCCCUCUUCGCUGCAGCAACAAUAUCCUCAACGGCUAUUCCUUUCUUCAAUCCUCAACCAACAGGAGCAGAAGUAACAACUGGUUUAAGCCAACAAGAAAACGCAGCUGCACCAUCGACAACUUUGGAAGGUCUAGUGCAAGGACCUACUCCAAUACCCUCAGCAAGUCAAUUCUUUGAUACGCCUUUACCAACAGGAACCCAGCCGGAGAACCUAGUAGCAAGUGUUUCCUCGGGAAGAGAAAAUCUUGUACAGGCGCCAACAUCAAACCAAGGAAUUCCAUUCUUUGCGCCACCGGCUCCAGUUACUUCGGGAACGAAUAUUUUUACACCACAGCUUCAGCAGGAGUUGACAGCACCAGCAGAGGACUCCAAACGAUCCGAGAUUCAAGAAGAGUUCUUAUCAGCACCACCACAAGAAUCUAAUCUAUCAACCGAACUUGGAGAAGAUACACACACUGGUCCUCCUGUAAUCGAACCCGUUCUGGAAGAAACCCCAGCAAGUAGCUCGGAAUCGAGUGUUCUACUAUUUCCGCCCGCAAGUAAGGUAGAUCAAGGAGAUAUAGUCUACCCAGAACCAUCUGCGCCGGUGGAACAAGAGAUUCCAUUAUUCGUGCCAGUGCCAGCUUUGUCGGGACAAAGUCAGGGCGUACCACUAUAUCCACCACCACCAACUGGUUCCACCAGUGCCAGCUCGAUUUUUGCUGCGCCACCAGUGGCUUCAAGUGCUCCACUCUUUGUUCCUGUUCCUGGUCCUCCGUCGGUUUCAUCGUUAUUUUCCCCCGCUCAAGUGGAUUCUACUUCUUCGUUAUUUGCUCCGCCACCAACAUCUGCAAAUACAACAAUACUAACACCGGCUCCGGAUACGACUUCUACGUUGUUUGCUUCCAUACCAACAACAUCACCAUCCAUACCAGAUAUAGUUCCAACUACAUCGGCUGAGCUGGUUGACGCUCCUCCUGGUUUCCAGGGAUCAUCAGACGACACCGUAACCAAUCUAUUUCAGGGAAACUCUGAAACCCAAACAGUUUUUAGUUCAUUUGCACAAACUAAGGCUACACCUUUGGUUCAGGAAACAAAACCCGAAUUGGUUCCACCUCCAAUUGGAUUCUUUGCGCCAAAAAGCGAAUCCGAAGUUCUUAGCCAGCCACCACUUGCUCCCUCGCCGCUGCAAAGCUUCUUCAGCACAGCACCAGAAACCGCAACGUCCACCGACUUCAAUUUCUUCGGAAGUCCAGCACCCGGCAGCGUGUUUCCUGAUUUGCCAGUGCAGCACGGAAUCGCACCGCCACCAUUGGCACUUGAGUCACCGCCACAGAAUAGUGUGUCCAAUAUAGCCACAUCUGCUAUAGGAUUCGAUUUGUUAAACCAGACCCAGCAAGCUUCAAGUUUAGUCGAAAACCCAAAUCAAAAUUCAGGUGUCAACUCUUUCGACGGCUAUUUUGGUGGUCCUAGUGCCUCUGCGCCACCAACAUUCGCACCCGAGACAACUACUGAACCUGUUGCUCCAGCUAUAAACUGCGAUCCCGUCAAUUUCUUCGAUCAGGUUCCUCAAACCCAGUCGCAAAUCCAGCAAGCUAACGAGGAUCAGCGCAUUCAGAACUUCUUCAACAAUCCACCGUUGCAGGAUCAACCCGCAGUACCAGGUGAACUCAAAUACGACAUUGUCCACAGCGGAGUGGCUGUAAAGCAGCUGCAAGAGCGUUCACAGACACCCGUUUCAAAUCUUGUCGAGCCGCCUUCGUCCGCCUGUUCGGAGUUCUCGACCCUUGCUCCAGCACCAACACAAACCGAUCGUCCAUCGGGCGACGAUCUAUUCCAGCAGCAUCUGGGCGAAUUGCCCGAGGAGAUCCUCAGAGAGCUCAGAAUGGCAAGUGCCAGCAGCGAGAAGGGCCAGGUGGCGACGCCUCCCGUGGCUAUACCUUAUUCACCAGUGGUGGCCCAUUGGUUCUACAAGCGCAGCGUGGACACAAAGUUCAUCUGGACACCAUUCAGCCACUAUGAUUCGGCCUUGUUGGAAACCAGCCUAAACCUCGACGAUUCCACAUUGAUUAUUCCCGUUGAGGGAGGCCGCUACGAUGUAAACAUCAAGGAACGUACCAAGACUCCCGUUUACUGGGAGGGAAAGGCCAUCGAAGUGCGACGCUGCUCCUGGUUCUACAAGGGAGUUGACUCCAAGUAUGUUCCCUACACCGAGGACACGGCAGCACUACUUGAAGCGGAAUACAAGCGAUCUGCGGAGAUUGGUGAAUGGCAUCAGAAGAUCAUGCUGGCCAAUGGCGAACAGGUGGUCUUCCACGGACCUACAGUCAUCGUCCACUUCCUGCCGCAACAGAACGCAGACACUUGGGGAGCCAGCACACAGGGUUCCAUGCGCCCGAGAGUUGUCAAGAGGGACUUGGAUGAUUUCACCAUCGAGCAAGGCGAAUCGCAGCGUGUCGAUCACCUGCUUUUCAUGGUGCAUGGCAUUGGCUCAGCCUGCGAUUUGAAAAUGCGUUCCGUGGAGGAAGUGGUGGAUGACUUCCGGGUUAUUGCCCAGCAACUAGUUCAGUCGCACUACAAAAACUCAACAGAUAUGGGCCUGGUGGGUCGCGUUGAAGUUUUGCCCAUUUCGUGGCACGGACACCUGCACUCCGAGGAGUUAGGCAUCGACGAAAAGCUGAAGUCAAUCACUUUGGAGUCUAUUCCUCGCCUGCGAAACUUCACCAAUGACACGCUGCUCGACGUGCUGUUCUACACCAGUCCAAAAUACUGUCAAAAGAUCAUGAACACGGUGGCAGACGCGCUUAACGAUGUCUACCUGAAGUACAGAAUGCGACACCCUGAAUUCAAUGGUGGAGUGUCGUUGGCAGGACACAGUCUCGGCUCCCUAAUCCUAUUUGAUUUACUGUGCCAUCAGGAACCGCUUAAGGAAAGCGAGGAAGAGAAUAAAGAGAAUCCCGACCAACUUCCCCAAAAGCAAUCGAGUCAAAAGGUACAGCUUCCAACCAGCGAUCUUUUGCCGAAACAAGUCAGCUAUGCGAUGGGUCCGGAGGGCACGGGACAGCCUGUGAUUACAUAUACACAGCUGAUAUUCCACCCCAAGAAAUUCUUUGCUCUGGGCUCACCCAUCGGAAUGUUUGUAACCAUCAGGGGGAUCGAUAAGCUUGGCCUCGACUUCCACCUGCCCACGUGUCCGGGUUUCUACAACAUAUUCCAUCCCUUCGAUCCGGUAGCCUAUCGGAUCGAGGCGCUUGUAAAUCCGGACAUGAACGGCAUUCGACCGGUGUUGAUUCCCCAUCACAAGGGGCGAAAACGGAUGCACCUGGAGCUGAAGGAGACGAUGACACGUGUGGGUGCGGACAUCAAGCAGCGAUUUAUGGACACCUUCAAGACCACGCUGGACAGCGUAAACUUUUUGACCACGGUGACGAAGGUUAAAAAGGAAGCGGAGGAGUCGCUGGAGAAGGAAACAAGCCAGACUUCAUCGCAAGCUUUUCAAAAGCAAAACGAGGAUCUGGACGAGAGUUCAAUUGCCAGCUCGUCUUGCAAACUACGAAAUCGCACCGAUUCCAAUUCGACGACGGCUUCCGACCCUGAGUUUAUAGAACUUGAUUUCCCACUGGGUAAGCUGAACGACUCAAAACGUGUAGACUACGUGCUUCAGGAAGCUCCACUAGAAUUCAUCAACGAAUAUAUUUUCGCCUUGAGCAGCCAUGUGUGCUACUGGGGCUCCGAAGAUACGAUCCUUUUCGUGAUGAAGGAGAUUUACGCCAGCCUGGGAAUUAGCACAGACAGCCAGGUGCCGCAGUCCUCAAUGACCAUCGAGCGACCCGUCUCGCAUGAGAGCAGUGUUAGCCACUCGCUGUUGCCGAUGUGAGUCCACAAACCACACGAGAGCUCUGUUGGAUCCAACGAUCCCACGUACCGUAUACACUAUAUAUAAAUUUAGUACCAAUUUAUUUAGAUAUGUUAUUUGUUAGCCGAAUCAUACAAAGAAUUUUCCAUAUGUGCAACUCUAACAUGGUUAAAGGUAUUAUCAAAAUAAGAAGUCUUUAUCGUUUGAGUGACUAAUCCGUAGCAAGUUCUCGAGCUUUACAAAAUUACCUAUGUAUUGAUCGGAUUGGAACCGAGGAGACCUAUUUGUUAUUUUUGUAAUAUCGCCUGUGUAACAAUUAACUUUGUAACAUUUAUGUUAAACAAAGUGUAUGUCUAACAAAUUUUAAAAUAAAUAACUACCAUUGUUUUCAA